This is a messenger RNA of Medicago truncatula (barrel medic), 1613 nucleotides long. RefSeq names its product la-related protein 1C. Gene Ontology annotation, molecular function: RNA binding. Lineage: Eukaryota; Viridiplantae; Streptophyta; Magnoliopsida; Fabales; Fabaceae. The record is from RefSeq and is a predicted model, not a curated record. Bases 77 to 1261 code for a protein of 394 amino acids. Gene Ontology annotation, biological process: RNA processing. The transcript is spliced from 6 exons. Gene Ontology annotation, cellular component: ribonucleoprotein complex; nucleus.
GGUUAACGCUAACCCUAAAAAACCCGCUUGGAAGAACACAUCCAAUGGCCUCGUUGUUGCUGAGGUCAAUCCUGUAAUGGGUGCUGUCUCUUGGCCUGCUUUGUCUGCUAAGCCUUCUGCUAAACUGACAUCUGAUUCCAUCUCUGCCGUCGGAUCAAUCUCCAUUUCUCAGGGGCCUGUUAUAUCAAACUCACCUCAGAAACAAGCCACUGCCACUGCCACUGCUGCUAAUGCAAGACAUACUCCUCCAAUGAAUCAUAGUCAUAGUGUGUCUAAUAGACAACAAAAACCGAUGGAGCGCGGAGGAGUUAACAACAAUGAGCCUGGUCCUUUGUCGAACAAUUUAUCUAACCCUCCUCAAGCCAAUCAUCAACCAUCGGUUUCCCCACCAUUUCCGGUGCUUCAGAUCCCUCCUAAUACUUUCUUGGUUGACGGGGUUCAGUCGUACAAGAACAAUAAUGGUUGGGGUCCAAGAUCACCAGCUGGGGGUUAUGGGCUGCCUGUAGAUGAGCACAGUCACAGGGGUAAUUAUGGGCACCGUCCACGUAACAAUUAUGGCACUAGGCGCAAUCAAGAUCCAGGAAAUACAAUGAACACUAGAGAUGCUCAUCCACCCCAACAUAGGAUGCACUCGGAGGGAUUUCUGAGGCCUACACUACCCAAUUCUGCUUAUUUAGGGUCUCAGCCUAUGCCUAUGAGACCGUUUCUAAACCCUGCAGGGUUUCAUGAAUUCUAUUAUUAUCCUACACUACAAUUUGAACCUUUUGGAGGUAUGCCAUUCUUAACCCAUCCACCUCCUCCGGCGAUGUUCUUUCCAGUUGCAGAAGAAACUCCUCCCACUACUCCCCCGACCAAUAUAAUACUCAAACAAAUUGAUUAUUACUUUAGUGAUGUUAAUUUGACGAAUGACGAAUUUCUGAAAUCGAACAUGGACGAACAUGGUUGGGUUCCAGUUUCUUUGAUUGCAAACUUCCCGCGGGUUAAAAAUUUGACAAACAAUAUCGAGUUGAUACUUGAUUCAUUGAGAAAUUCGUCGGUUGUGGAAGUAAAUGGUGACAAACUGAGGAAGCGCAAAGAGUGGGCAAGGUUUUUGUCCCCUGUUUACCAACAAGUUGGAUCUAGUUCAAUAUCCUCGGUUGGAUCAACUUGCAAGAACAUAAUUGCUGAUUUUGAUAAGAUCACACUGGAUGAAGCUACUGUGCUUAAAAAUUCCAAAACUACCACUAAUGGGGACUCUGCAGGAGAGUCGUCGUCCUAUUAGUCCUGGCUCUCUAUAUAGUUAGGGGCAGCAAUUAAAACUCAAUACAUUUACCUCAACCAACGAUAUCUAACCCAUUAUAGUAUUUUACUGUGUUAGUCUUAAUUUUAAAAGGAGGUUUGAACGUUCAAUUCUUUCAUGACCACCUGGAUCGAUUUUGGUAGUAGUUGAGUCAAGUCAAGUAGUUUAACAAAUAAGAAUUUCAAGGAAUUAUGUUGGUCUUAGACAAAAAGAAACUGAUUAGAAAUAGAAAGGAAAAAUUUAGAAUUUUGACGGAUGCAGAUCUUUUUGGUUUUGUAUAGCUUGUAAUUAAAAUAUUUUACCAAUUGAAAUGACUUUGAUAAAUUGAGCUUGA